ACUAGAAACAACAUGUUUAAUCUUCCAAACCUCCCAAAUCUUCCAAACCACCCGACCGCCACAUCCUCGCUGAAUGUGCUGGUUGGUUCUAUAUUUCUUUACUAUCUUCACAGGAAGAUUUCACAGCGCAUGCUAAACAACUUCCAACCCAGCGAAGCAUGGAACCCAGAGAAGGAGCUGGUCCUUUUAACUGGCGGCAGCGGCGGCAUUGGCCAACAGAUCGCGGAAGACCUUUCUCGCCAAAAGGUACGCGUUGUGAUCCUCGAUCUCAACCGGCCGACAUUUGAACUCCCCGAAAACGUCAUAUUCUAUCAAACAGAUAUCACAUCCAGCCAAUCAAUCUCGGAAACGGCUGCUAUUAUCCGAAAGACCCACGGAGACCCCACUGUCCUCGUGAAUAAUGCCGGGAUUACCGAUUAUUCGACGAUCCUCGACGUCGAAGAGAAGAAGCUGCGUCGGAUGUUCGAUGUCAACGUCGUCGCCCACUUCCUCACGGUGAAAGAGUUCCUUCCGGCCAUGAUCCGUGCUGGCAGCGGUCAUGUCGUUACUAUCGCCAGUGUGGCAAGCUUUGUCACCGUGGGUGAGAUGGUACAUUAUGCCUGUACCAAGGCUGGGGCUCUUGCUUUCCACGAAGGUCUCCGGCAAGAAUUGAUCCAUUGGUAUAAAGCUCCGAAUAUCCGAACGAGCGUCGUUCACCCCCUUUGGGUUCAAACCCCCAUGAUCAAAGGCUACACUGACUAUCAAUCCGACUUCCGUCAAUCGGUGAUGAAUCCCAAGGCUGUUUCAGAGGCAGUGAUAGAGCACAUAACCUCUCGUCAAAGUGGUCAGAUCAUUCUUCCUAGGGCUCGUUCCUUGAUUGGGUCGCUGAGGGCUUUGCCGCUAUGGCUACAAGAGAUGUUACGGUCAAGCUUCUCAGCGGUUCUUUGGCGGGUGGGAGAUAAACGAGCUGCUGAUGCGAAGGUUGCUGACUCGCCUGUUGCUUGA
Molecule: messenger RNA, 984 nt
Organism: Penicillium paradoxum
Lineage: Eukaryota; Fungi; Ascomycota; Eurotiomycetes; Eurotiales; Aspergillaceae
Exons: 2
Molecular function (GO): oxidoreductase activity, acting on the CH-OH group of donors, NAD or NADP as acceptor
Source: RefSeq, a predicted model, not a curated record